Messenger RNA from Thunnus maccoyii (southern bluefin tuna), 1733 nucleotides. It is a transcript of the gene steep1, whose product is annotated as STING1 ER exit protein 1. NCBI's taxonomy places the organism in Eukaryota, Metazoa, Chordata, Actinopteri, Scombriformes, Scombridae. The record is from RefSeq and is a predicted model, not a curated record. The coding region runs from base 169 to 846 and encodes 225 amino acids. The transcript has a single exon.
UUGGUUUCUCUUCGGAAUCGGUAGAGUAACGUACACCGGAAGUGUUGCGUCGUUUCUGUGUUUAGAGCCGAAAUCUUAAUGCACGUCUUGUUACUGUCGCCAUGGCGUCUCAACAGUAGCUUUUAAUUUGACAGCACUGUUGUUAAAACACAUUUAAGUCGCUGAAACAUGCCGAAAGUCGUGUCUAGAAGUGUUGUGUGCUCCGACACCAGAGACCGGGAGGAGUACGACGACGGAGAGAAGCCUCUCCAUGUCUACUACUGCCUGUGCGGCCAGAUGGUUCUGGUGCUGGACUGCCAGCUGGAGAAGCUGCCGAUGAGGCCACGGGACCGAGCCAGGGUGAUCGACGCGGCCAAACAUGCGCACAAGUUCUGCAACGUGGAGCAGGACGAAAACGCGUACCUGAAGAGAGCCGAGGGUAUCGAGAGGCAGUACCGCAAGAAGUGCGGCAAGUGCGGCCUGCUGCUCUUCUACCAGCACCAGGACAAGAACAACCCGGCCACCUUCAUCGUGGACGGAGCCGUCGUGAAGUUCGGACAGGGCUUCGGCAACACCAGCGUCUACAGCCAGAAGCAGCCGGAAGCUCCCAAGAAGGUUCGAGUCAUGAUGACCAAGCGGACCAAAGAUAUGGGCAAGUUCAGCUCUGUCACCGUGUCCACCAUCGACGAGGAGGAGGAGGAGAUCGAGGCCAGGGAGGUGGCGGACUCGUACGCCCAAAAUGCCAAAGUGAUCGAGAAGCAGCUGGAGAGGAAGGGCAUGAGUAAGAGGAGGCUGCAGGAGCUGGCCGAGCUGGAGGCCAAGAAGGCAAAGAUGAAGGGCACCCUCAUUGACAAUCAGUUCAAGUAGAGGAAUCUCCCCUGAGAAGGACAGAGAAAACACACUGACUGUUGUCUUCUGGAGAUCCUCAUCUGUGCAACAUUGGCCAGAAAUGUUUGUGGUCAGCACAGCAUCAGUAGAGAAAGACUGGACAAUAUUUUGACAUGUAAAAAUAGGACUGAGGGUGAUGGUGGGCUGUAGUUGUAGACCUUUUUUGAAAUGUUAUUUUGUAGAAACAUUCAAGACCCAAUAAAUCUAUUUGUGAUUUUGUAAAAUAUUUUUUUUUACUUCAUGUAAUAUUGCAAGUCCUUCAAAUGUGUUCAGCUGUUUUAAGAAAAUGCAACAUAAAGGCCUGUUCAAAAUGUUGAAUAAGUCAAAUAGUGUGUCUUCAAAAUGUACAUCGCUGCACAGUUCAAGAGUUUGACAAAAAGACAUUUAGCAAGCGACUGAGUAAGUCUUUCCAAGAGAAAAGUUAAUGUCAUUUUUUAUUACCAAAUCUCCUUCAGUUAUAAAGUAGACAUUUAAAUAAUAGAUUAAUCAAUGAGACACUUCGCAAAAGAUGUUUAAAGGUGCAAUCUGUGAUCGAAAUGCAAACUGUGUAUCCCCACCACCAGUCUGACACUCAACAGCACCGACUAAAUCUAGGUUUUGUAUUUUCUGAUGCUCAUGAAGGUGUGUUUACAUCAGAGUAAAACUGGUCCAUAUUUUCAAUUAUGAAUUAUCAGAAACCUGUCGGUCCAUCAUUUUGGUGCAGACUGUAAUAUCUAAACAACGCGAUGGAUCGCCAUAACAUUUUUUCCAAACUUUCACGUUCCACAGAGGAUGAAUCCUACUGACUUUGAGGAUCCCGACUUUUUGUUUAAUGCCUCCAUGAGGUUGAUAUUUCUGUUUUUUAAUAAAAUAUCUCAACAACUGUU